GGAGUUUUGGCCACCCGCUGCGACCACCGGGUGAACUUCGUAAAUGUUCGGCAGCUGGCAGCAGAACACAAAAUCGAACUUGCUGUUGAAAGAGCCUACAACGGCCGCGGCCCCUUGUAUCUGGAGGUGUCUGUACACUCCAGCAGCGAAUCUGCAUGCUUGGGGGGCUGCUCGACAAAUGAAGGAUCUUUCAUUUUGAGUACUUUCAAAGAAAUGCCAAUUUCUUUUUGUCUCCCCAAAAUAAGGCCUGCAGCAGCAGCAGCAGCAGCAGCAGCAGCAGCAGGGGCUGGGGGGCAAGAGAGAGAACGCGCCGAGACGCUCGACGAAGAAAACCAGCAAAAACCCAUUUACCUCUUCUACACUCUGCAUGUGGACCAGCCAGGAGUGCUGUCUACAGUGCUGUCCUUUUUAGCAGCAGCAAAUAUCAACAUUGCUAACUGCCACUUGGGCCGCCGCCUCAUGCAUAAGCAGCAGCAGCAGCAGCAGCAGCAGCAGCAGCAGCAGCAGGGCUCUGGACACAGCGAAAAGGGAACUAACGGCUCCACGCAGGGACCCCCAAGCCAGGGGGGCCCCCACGCUGCUGCAGCAGGCAGGGGCCCCUCUGGGGGGGGCCCCCAGGGGGCCCCCGGGGGCCCCUCUGAAGUGCUGGGUCUUUGCAUAUUUCAAACUGACAGCGAAAGAGGCAAUGCUCUUUGCUACUCCCUGGACCCUUGGGCAGACCAGGAUGGGCUGAGCUGCAGCAGCAGCAGCAGCAGCAGCAGCAGCAGCAGCGGCAGCAGCUGCAGAGCAGCAGCAGUAGCAGCUGCUGCAGCAACAACAGCGGGAUGGGCGGAUGAACGUGCGAAGGGGUUGAGCGAACAGAAGUGGCAACAGGCGGAGAGGGAAUUGCAGAGGCUGCAGCAGCAGCAGCAGCAGCAGCAGCAGCAGCAGCAGUAG
Messenger RNA from Eimeria tenella, 936 nucleotides. Its product is annotated as D-3-phosphoglycerate dehydrogenase, putative. The transcript has 4 exons. The annotation marks the transcript as partial. The record is from RefSeq and is a predicted model, not a curated record. NCBI's taxonomy places the organism in Eukaryota, Apicomplexa, Conoidasida, Eucoccidiorida, Eimeriidae.